AUGGCCCAAAGUGAACCUGAAUUGCUGUGGUUCAUGAUCCAGAAGCUCCAGGAGGAACUGGACAAGCUGGGUACCUGCCUUUCCCGCUCCUGUACCAGCAGCAAGAACCUGGAGAGUGUGGGCAGCAACGCAGACUUCCUGGAGAGCUCCCGGGGCAGGCUGAGAUUCUCCCUCUUCUACCACAGGGAGCGACUUGAGCUGCUCUUGACGGUCAUUGCAGUGACAGGCCUGCCUAGCCGAGGGAGCGCUGACUCUGCUGUUCGGGUCCGGCUGCUGAGGCAGGUCCCAUCUCACAUCUCUGGCCUUCAGUGCAUGGUCCGUGAGUGGCAAACCCAGGUGGUGAAGAACUGCAGGAAACCUGCUUUUGGGGACCAGUUUGUCUGCUCCCUGCAGGAGGCCGAGCUGGAGAAGAGCACUGUGAAGUUGGAGGUUAAACGUUACAACAAGUAUUCCAGACACACCAUGCUGGGGGAAGUGAGGGUCACCCUCAGCAAACUAAAGGCCUCUCAACGUAUGGAGUUCUGCGAGGAGCUACAGAAGACUACAAAGGACCUUGUUGGAGAAGUCCUUGUGUCGCUGAAGUGUCUCCCCAUCUCUCAGAAGAUAGAAAUUGGGCUGCUCAAAGUCAAAACUGCCUCCGUGUGCAGCAGUCCAGAGAAGAGUAAAGGCAUUUAUUUCAGCUACUGUCUGUGGUUGCCUGAGGUUCUGUAUCUCUCCAGCUUGCUCUGUCUGUGGCCUCUCUUCUUUCCCAGGGGAAGGAUAGGGUAUGAGAGAGAGUGAGUACUUGAUCUCCCCUUCUGCUGGCCGAUUACAGACCAGUGGUAGGGGAAUGUUUGCCAAAACCCCACUGAACACUGCUGCACUGGCUCAGAGCCACUGCUGAAGCCCGGACCCCCAGCACCGGGUGGGGCAGAAUGCCAUUGAGAAUUAAAGCACAA
Mauremys mutica (yellowpond turtle) is the source of this 938-nucleotide messenger RNA. Its product is annotated as synaptotagmin-2-like. Gene Ontology annotation, cellular component: synapse; axon. Bases 1 to 780 code for a protein of 259 amino acids. Gene Ontology annotation, molecular function: SNARE binding; clathrin binding; calcium ion binding. The record is from RefSeq and is a predicted model, not a curated record. Lineage: Eukaryota; Metazoa; Chordata; Testudines; Geoemydidae. The transcript is spliced from 4 exons. Gene Ontology annotation, biological process: regulation of calcium ion-dependent exocytosis; cellular response to calcium ion; regulation of dopamine secretion.